AUGCUCUCUCUCCCCCUGGGGCGCCGCCGGCCUGGCGAUAACGCCUCAUCCGACGAAUCCUCCCGGGAUCACCGCCGCGGCGACCACCACCGCCUGCGAUCACAGCAGCUGCAGGCGUGGCUGCUGCAGCGGGAGGAGGAGGAGGAGGAGGAGUCGCUGCCCCAGCCGCACGCCAACCAAACCAGCUACUACUCGAAGGAGAUGGGGAGGAGAAGAAGAAGGCAGCUCCUCCCUGGCACGGCGCGAUUCCCCCUGAGGUGGAGCGAGGGGACCCACUUCGUCUACGCCCACGUCGGCACGCCCCCUCAGAGGGUCAGCCUCAUCGUGGACACCGGGAGCUUCACGCUGGCCUUCCCCUGCGUCGGGUGUGACAAGUGCCGCCCGAGGUCGCGGACGCCGUUCUGGGACCCCGGGGCGUCGGCGACGGCCGCGGAGCUGAGCUGCGACGAGUGCCACGGGGAUUACACGUGUUCCGAGUUCGAGCCAAAAUGUACGUACAGCCAUUCCUACAGGGAGGGGAGGGGGUGGACGGCAAUUCAGAUGGUAGAUGUAUUGAGGCUGGGGGGUGAGGAGCUCUCGGAGGAGGACGGAGGGGGCGAAGGGAAUGGUGGCUAUGACUGGCCGAAGCUCUCUUUCGGGUGCAUCCGAAAGCAGUCCGGGUUGUUCGACAAGCAGGAUCGGAAGUUCUCCAUCUGCUUCUCGGAGAAUGGCGGUAACUUGGUCCUGGGGGGGUACGACCCUGAGCUUCUAGUCCCUGGGGCCUCCCACCAGUACACCACCGCCCACUUCGCCCGUGGGUUCUUCGCGGUUGAGGUUUUUGGCGUCGCGCUUGGAGGCAGGUCCAUCGUUACCGCCGAGACUUUGGAAUUAUUCUCCCUGGGGACCGGGACUAUCGUGGACAGCGGUACCACGGAUAUGUACCUGCCUGUCGAAGUCGCGGACGCGUUCAGCGAGGCUUGGGAGGCGGCCACGGGGGAGCGUACAUUUUUUUUGUGCUGCGCUGCUCGCCAACCAACUGUGCGGUGGUGCUCUAAGGCGCACGACCUGUUCUUACUUCCCGCCAUGCUGAGCCUGGGCUUGUUGUGUUUUAGGGGUCUUGGUGCCGUAAGAUACAACCAUUACUGA
This is a messenger RNA of Ectocarpus siliculosus, 1125 nucleotides long. NCBI's taxonomy places the organism in Eukaryota, Phaeophyceae, Ectocarpales, Ectocarpaceae. The record is from the annotation of a GenBank genome assembly.